This is a messenger RNA of Setaria italica (foxtail millet), 333 nucleotides long. RefSeq lists its product as uncharacterized. The transcript has 3 exons. The coding region runs from base 16 to 333 and encodes 105 amino acids. Lineage: Eukaryota; Viridiplantae; Streptophyta; Magnoliopsida; Poales; Poaceae. The record is from RefSeq and is a predicted model, not a curated record.
CACACCCAAGAAGAGAUGGACUACAGCAUGCCAGGCUCGAAGGACUCGUACUCGCCACAAGUGCACAACUUGUACCCGCACGCGCAGCCAGGACUGUAUCCUCCUCCGCAGGCGCCGGCGGCGAACCCGCAGGGGGGCUACCAGUACCAGUACCAGGACUGCUCCGGCGGAGCGGAGCAGCCUCCUUACAGCUACGGCCGCACCUGGCCGGGGCAGCCGGCUCCGUCCGACGCGGGGCCUUUCUACUACCAGGACGACGCCGACUGCAUCACCUUCCUCGGAGGAUGGAGCCUCUCAUGCAGCAUUUCAGAUUUGGAUUAUAAUGUCAUCUGA